Molecule: messenger RNA, 720 nt
Organism: Helianthus annuus (common sunflower)
Lineage: Eukaryota; Viridiplantae; Streptophyta; Magnoliopsida; Asterales; Asteraceae
Exons: 1
Coding region: 1-720 (239 amino acids)
Source: RefSeq, a predicted model, not a curated record
AUGAGUGAUCGGCUCGAGGGAGACGGUUUGUGGCUGUGGAAAAGCGACCCUGAUUCUGCAGUGGAGAGGGCUGAAUGGCAGGAUCUUGGGGCCGCAGUGGCCUCGGCUUCUUUGUCUCUCAACCCCGAUAGGUGGUCAUGGUUGGGCAGUGGAUCGAACGACUUCUCGGUUGCGGCUGUGAAAUAUCAUUUGGUUUCAAGGCGCGACUUCAGUAAUCGUUUUGUUAUGGAUCAAUGCAAAUGGGUUCCAAAAAAGUGCAACUUAUUCGCUUGGCGUGCAGAGAUGAACCGAGUGCCUACGGUUGAAGCGCUCGGGAAAAGGGGAGUGGUGGUAAUCGAUGACAUGUGUAACUUCUGCAACGAAGGUCUUGAUUUGGUGUCACAUAUUUUUACUGCAUGUCCGUUAGCCUUGGGAGUGUGGGAGAAAAUAAGCUUUUGGUGCAGGAUUCAAAACUUUUUUGUUUUUUCGUUCAGAGACUUAUUAGAGAUUCACAACCUGGGAGACAAAGGGAAGACGGAGAGAGAAGUGGUUCACGGCAUCAUUCUCACUACGUGUUGGGUUCUGUGGAAAGCUAGGAAUAACUUGAGGUUUAAUGGGAAAAAGAGCAGUGUGGAUGAGAUCUUUAGUGAGAUUAGAGUCGUUAGUUUUUUCUGGUUUAAACAUAGAGCCAGGAAAGGUAGUUUAGAUUGGAGGGACUGGUGUAAAUUUGUGAAUAUGUAA